Aspergillus homomorphus CBS 101889 is the source of this 1655-nucleotide messenger RNA. RefSeq names its product heme-dependent oxidative N-demethylase family protein. NCBI's taxonomy places the organism in Eukaryota, Fungi, Ascomycota, Eurotiomycetes, Eurotiales, Aspergillaceae. The transcript is spliced from 3 exons. The record is from RefSeq and is a predicted model, not a curated record. Bases 236 to 1291 code for a protein of 351 amino acids.
UGAUCCUGGACGCUAUAAUCUACCGUCAUGGAUAUAAUUGGGGCCAUUACCCUCACCGGGGGAAAGGUUUCGCCAUCGUUAGUGCGGCCCGGUCUGGUUUGCAUUGCGAAGCCCUUGAUAUAUAAGAGUGGUCAAAGUUUCUUUGCAGACCGGCCUCCCACUCUUUCAAAUCUCUCUCUUUUGUGUCAGGUCAGACCUUAUCGUACUUUGUCUGUGAAGUUAUUCUUGAAGGGCCAUGAAUAACUCCAUAUGCGCUGGGGUUGCGUUUGCAUUUCUUUUCCUUAUCAUUUCGAAGUUCCGAACGAGCCUGUUCUCAAAAUGGACGUCUAAGCCAUGCACAGAGGUGAACUGCAAUGACCUCAAGCCAUAUCCAGCCCAGCCCAUCAAGGGCCGGGAGCGGUACCGAGUGAUGAUGGAUGUCCGAAGGUUGGACGUGGCAAAUUGGCUCACUGUCGACAAUAAUUACAUGGCCGAGCAUGUCGUCCGGGGCCAAUUACUGGAGAAAGAGAAGAGCAAAGUCUUGCAAUGCCUUCCAGAGUCAUACGACGCGUGCAUGGAAGCACUGGAAGAGGUGGUUGACUUUCUUUGCCAACGGUUCUCGACUGUAUUCGAACGAAAGAAGUCUGGCGACGAGUGGACUAUUCACAAUAAGAUGACGGGUGAGACGUUUGUCUUUGGUGGACAGAACAAGGAAGUCGAUCCGCUCGAGGUUGCUGUGAGGUUGACAAUGGAGGACCUGAGUAUCCUGAUGAAGAAUGAGGAUGAUGAAUACUACCUAGCCGCCAGCGCAAGUCUUUUCCCUGUGGGCUGGACAGUGCAGGAACGUAUCGGAUGGACGAUCUCUAGGCUUCACAAUCCUGUACCUUUGUGGCACCAGCAAGUCGCCAAUUCGGUCAGCAAAUUCCUGGCUCGUCUGACUCCCGAGUCACCAAUGGAGAGGUCCAACUACUUUGUUGAGGUGAAGCGACCAGACGAAGAACUAUUCGAUAUCCUCUACCGUCCGACCUCAUUGUCCGAAGACAAUCCAGAUCCAUCACCGCAGGAUAUUGUGAUUCGACGUGAGCGUCAGACCUUCCGUCGGUUGCCGCGAACGGGGGCGAUUGUAUUUGGUGUCAAGACCUUUCUGACAACCUUGGAGGAACUGCCGAUGCAGGAGUUGCAGAAUCUAGCGAAGGAGAUCAAGAGUUGGCCCGAGUAUGUGGGAGAAUACAAAGGCCGCGAAGUCUGGGGACCCAAAGCACUCGAGUUCUGUGAGAAGAAAACUCGGAUGAUGGAGAAGCAGGAAGUCUAAUUAAUGAGGAAGCUGAAACGGAGAAAGGAGGGAAUGAAGGAAGGAUGGAACCAGCAUUGGUGGUAUUUUGCCUUUUGCGUUUCGCAUCCCUUCAUUGCAUUUGGCCAGCAAAAUCGCGAGGGCGGAUGUCUGAUGAUUGCUUGCAAAAGUCACUGUCCUUAGCAUAGCACCUGUACUUUUGAGCCUGUUUUGUCUGCUUUCCCUCUAUAUUGUUUCGAUAUCUGUUGGUCGGCUGGUCUGCUUGUUUUCUGUUAUUGGUUUCAAGGUGGUUCUACUCAUUGGCAUGGUAGAGACUGGGUGGAUUUGUAUGAUUUAUGACUGUUAUAUCACUGAACUUGUAUGAGGAUGAAAUGAAGUAUUUAUG